AUGUCAGCACACUCUGGAGACGAACUCGAUAUCGACAUUAAAGAGCAAGAUCGCUUUCUUCCCAUUGCAAAUGUCGCCCGUAUCAUGAAGAAAGCACUUCCUGAAAAUGCCAAAAUCGCAAAGGAAGCCAAAGAGUGUGUUCAAGAGUGUGUUUCUGAAUUCAUUUCAUUCAUUACAAGUGAAGCCAGUGAUCGUUGUCAACAAGAAAAGAGAAAGACUAUCAAUGGUGAAGACAUCUUAUGGGCUAUGCAAUCUCUCGGUUUCGAGAACUACACAGAAGCAUUGAAGAUCUAUCUUGGGAAAUACCGUGAAACUACAAAGAUUGAGAGAACCACAGCAACUGGUAAAGAGAAGGAAGAGGGCCAAGAUUCACUCGCACAGCAGCAGCAACAGCAAGUUCAACAGCAACAAAUGUACGGAGAUCAGCAACAGCAAAUGGCUGGUUAUUACAAUGGAAACAUGUAA
Molecule: messenger RNA, 465 nt
Organism: Mucor velutinosus
Lineage: Eukaryota; Fungi; Mucoromycota; Mucoromycetes; Mucorales; Mucoraceae
Exons: 4
Coding region: 1-465 (154 amino acids)
Biological process (GO): regulation of transcription by RNA polymerase II
Cellular component (GO): CCAAT-binding factor complex; nucleus
Molecular function (GO): protein heterodimerization activity; RNA polymerase II cis-regulatory region sequence-specific DNA binding; DNA-binding transcription activator activity, RNA polymerase II-specific
Source: RefSeq, a predicted model, not a curated record